UGCCCAGAAGGGAGCAGACCUCUGACCAGACAGGUCUCACCUCCCUGGACCCUGCAGCCAUGCGGCUCCUGUGGGGACUGCUCUGGGUGCUGAGCGUCGUUGCCUUGUCUCUGCAGAAGCCCAGGUUGCUCCUCUUCUCCCCCUCUGUGGUGAAUUUGGGGGUCCCUCUGUCAGUGGGCUUGCAGCUCCAGGAUGCCCCUCCAGGACAGCAAGUAAAAGGAUCAGUGUUCCUGAGAAACCAAAAUGGUCGCAUCUGCACCCCAAAGAAGGAUUUUGUGCUCAGUUCAGGAAAUGGUUUUGUGCUUCUCAGCCUCGAGGUCCCACUGCCUUACGUGAGCAACUGUGGCCUCUUUGAGCUACGCAGAGCCCCCCACGUCCAGCUGGUGGCUCAGUCUUCCUGGCUAAAGAGCUCCCUGUCCAAAGCCACAGACACACAGGGCGUCAACCUACUGUUCUCUUCUCGCCGUGGGCACAUCUUCGUGCAGACUGACCAGCCUGUUUAUAACCCUGGCCAGCGGGUUCGUUACCGGGUUUUUGCACUGGAUCACAAGAUGCGCCCUUCCACCGACACCCUCACAGUUAUGGUGGAGAACUCUAAUGGCCUCCGUGUUCGGAAGAAGGAGGUGUUUGCUCCUACGUCCAUCUUCCAGGAUGACUUCGUGAUCCCAGACAUCUCAGAGCCGGGGACCUGGACCAUCUCAGCGAGGUUCUCAGACGGCCUGCAGUCCAAUAGAAGUGCCCGCUUUGAGGUGAAGAAAUACACACCCCAGGUACUGAACCCCAUCACUGCCAUGCACUGUGACUGUCCCCCUCCCCUGCAGCUGACGUCCCUCUCUGACCGGUACGUGAGUCACUUUGAGACCGAUGGGCCCCAUGUCCUGCUGUACUUCGACUCGGGAGAGGUGGGGGCCACUGUGGACACUGGUGCGGGAGCAGGGCCCACGCCUGCGUUCCUGGGGAAGGAGAACUGCCAGGUCCCGACCACCCGGGAGUGUGUGGGCUUUGGAGCCCUGCAAGAGGUGGCCGUGGGGCUGGUGCAGCCGGCCAGCGCUGUCCUGUAUGACUACUACAGCCCCGACCACAAGUGCUCUGUGUUUUAUGCUGCACCGAGUAAGAGCAAGCUCCUGUCCACUUUGUGCUCUGCCGAUGUCUGCCAGUGUGCCGAGGGGAAGUGCCCUAAACAGCGCCGCUCUCUGGAGCGAGGGGAGCAAGACAAGGAUGGCUACAGGAUGAAGUUUGCCUGCUAUUACCCCCGAGUGGAGUACGGUUAG
Messenger RNA from Microtus ochrogaster (prairie vole), 1271 nucleotides. RefSeq names its product complement C4-like. NCBI's taxonomy places the organism in Eukaryota, Metazoa, Chordata, Mammalia, Rodentia, Cricetidae. Gene Ontology annotation, molecular function: endopeptidase inhibitor activity; protein binding. The transcript is spliced from 11 exons. Bases 60 to 1271 code for a protein of 403 amino acids. Gene Ontology annotation, biological process: inflammatory response; complement activation. The record is from RefSeq and is a predicted model, not a curated record. Gene Ontology annotation, cellular component: extracellular region.